Molecule: messenger RNA, 1128 nt
Organism: Batrachochytrium dendrobatidis JAM81
Lineage: Eukaryota; Fungi; Chytridiomycota; Chytridiomycetes; Rhizophydiales
Exons: 6
Coding region: 1-1128 (375 amino acids)
Biological process (GO): proteolysis
Molecular function (GO): aspartic-type endopeptidase activity
Source: RefSeq, a predicted model, not a curated record
AUGUUCUAUUUUUCUGCUGUAGUACUUGUUCUCUUGGCACCAGGCAUUACUGCAAUGAAUAUUCUCAAUGUAUCUGCCAUCACAUCCUUGAAAACUACUUCAUCUCAUAAUUCUCAUAUUAAUUCAUCAGAGCCGCCUUCAACUUCAAGUAUGCCAUUUACAGUGAUCAAUCGAGCAGUCAAAAAUGGCUCGUCCAUUGUAUCAACUGCAGGAAUCGCACAAACAUUAUUCAUGACAAUCAAUGUGGGUACGCCUCCUGUCACUCUUAAUGUCCAGAUCGACACUGGAUCUUCGACAUUUUGGAUUGUUUCCACUCUCUGCAAUGCCGGUAAUGGAUGCACACCUGCAGUAACUGCCAAUGCUUUUAAUCCAACAAAAAGGUCUGUCAUCAAUAUACCUAGAGUCAGUUUCUACUACGAUCAAAGUGUGAACAGUCUUGAAGCCACACAACCUAUCGCCUCAUCUGGUGAAAUUACUUUUGGUACACCCAAUCCUGCCCGAUAUACAGGCAAUUUUACGUGGUUGCCCACUAUCCCUAAUAUGUCACAAUGGGCAGUUGGUAUCGACUAUAUCAUAGCUGGUGGACAAACAGUCGUCACUACCCAAAUGUUUUUGUUUGAUACUGGCACUACAUUGAUUUAUCUUGAUCAACAACUGUUUCCAUUUAUCAAUACUGCCAUGGGCGGAAUCAGCAAGCAAGGAGGAAUCUACGAGCUAGAUUGUUCACUUGUUCACACACUUCAACCCAUAACGUUCUCAUUGGGUGGUAUAGGAGCAAGGCUCACGUUAUCUUGGAACAUGCAGUAUUUUACUCUCGACAACACUCGAUGUAUAUCUAUAUUUACGACAUCACCCAGCCAGUCAAACAUCUUUGGUGGGAUUUUUUUACAGCAUUUUUAUACCUCGUUUGAUUACAAUGAGAGUCGUAUUGGACUGGCCGCGCCUGUGAACAACAACAAAUGGAACGAUGCUGAUAUCUUGCCUCGUGUUUCAAAAACUGCUACCGAGAGCAAUUCAGCAGCUAAAUCUACUAGACUGAUAUCGACUGUUGGUUGGGAAAGUAUCUGUGCUAUAUCCAUGGCAAGUGUGUCGACACUAGUGUCGUUGAUGGGAGGAUUAUAUCCAUAA